Rhagoletis zephyria (snowberry fruit fly) is the source of this 1329-nucleotide messenger RNA. NCBI's taxonomy places the organism in Eukaryota, Metazoa, Arthropoda, Insecta, Diptera, Tephritidae. The record is from RefSeq and is a predicted model, not a curated record.
AUGUCCAACACCGUGGAAGCAGUGCAACAGCAGCAGCAGACCCAGGGGGGCGGAGGAGGACAGCAGGGCCAGACUGCGGCCAGCAAGAAUGAAGCCGCCCAGGAGGAGCGAGCCAUCAACGACGAGUACAAGAUCUGGAAGAAGAACACCCCCUUCCUCUACGACCUGGUGAUGACCCACGCGCUGGAGUGGCCCUCGCUGACCGCGCAGUGGCUGCCCGAGGUGCAGCGGCCGCAGGCGGAGUUCGCCCUGCACCGCAUCAUCCUCGGCACGCACACCUCCGACGAGCAGAACCACCUCGUGGUGGCCACGGUGCAGCUGCCCAACGACGACUACCCCUUCGACGGCAGCUACUACGACAUUGACAAUGGCGAGUACGGCGGAUUUGCUUCAGUGUCCGGCAAAAUCGAAAUCAUCCAGAAGAUCAAUCACGAGGGCGAGGUGAACCGGGCGCGCUACAUGCCCCAGAACCCCAACGUCAUCGCCACGAAGACGCCCUCCAGUGACGUGCUCAUCUUCGACUACACCAAGCACCCGGUGAAGCCGGUGGACAAAGUCUGCACGCCCGACCUGCGCCUCCGCGGCCACCAGAAGGAGGGCUACGGGCUGUCGUGGAACGCCAACCUGAACGGGCACCUCCUCUCUGCCUCCGACGACAUGACCAUCUGCCUGUGGGACAUCAACGGCACCCAGCGGCCGGAGCGGGUGAUCGAGGCGAGCAGCGUCUUCACCGGCCACACCGCCGUCGUCGAGGACGUCGCCUGGCACCUGCUGCACGAGUCCAUCUUCGGCUCGGUGGCCGACGACCAGAAGCUGAUGAUCUGGGACACGCGCAGCCGCGACACCAGCCACCCCAGCCAGGUGGUGGAGGCGCACGGCGCCGAGGUGAACUGCCUCUCCUUCAACCCCUUCAGCGAGUACAUCCUGGCGACCGGCUCCGCCGACAAGACCGUCGCCCUCUGGGACCUGCGCAACCUGAAGGUGAAGCUGCACACCUUCAACUCCCACAAGGACGAGAUCUUCCAGGUGCAGUGGUCGCCCCACAAUGAGACCAUCCUCGCCUCCAGCGGCACCGACCGCCGCCUGAACAUCUGGGACCUGAGCAAGAUCGGCGAGGACCAGACGUCGGAGGACGCGGAGGACGGCCCGCCGGAGCUGCUCUUCAUCCACGGCGGCCACACCGCCAAGAUCAGCGACUUUGCCUGGAACCCCAACGACCCCUGGGUGAUCUGCUCCGUCUCCGAGGACAACAUCAUGCAGUGCUGGCAGAUGGCUGAGAACAUCUACACCGAGGAGGAGGUCGAGUCGGCGCCCAACGACAUCGAGUAG